Lathyrus sativus (Indian pea) is the source of this 924-nucleotide messenger RNA. The record is from the annotation of a GenBank genome assembly. Lineage: Eukaryota; Viridiplantae; Streptophyta; Magnoliopsida; Fabales; Fabaceae.
AUGCAAUGUAUUUGUUUCCCUAAAACUGUGAUUAGCAAAAUCAAUGCCAUUUGCAGAUCUUUUCUCUGGACAGGAGGAAGCACUAUUAGUAGGAAGAGUCCGAUUGCCUGGGAUAAGGUUUGUAAACCUGCUGUAAAAGGAGGGUUGAAUGUGCUUGAUUUAGUGGCAUGGAAUAACAUGUUUAUGAUGAAGUUACUCUGGAAUAUAUGCAUGAAAACUGAUGAUCUUUGGGUUCGGUGGAUACACGCCUAUUACCUGAAGAAUGAGGAUGUUAUGAAUAGAAUGGUUAAGAAUUCAGAUUCAAAUAUUUUUAAAACUAUUCUUCUGCAGAGGGAAAAUAUAGGAAAUAUGCAGGAUGCUUGGAAUGAGAUGGUGCAAGCAGGGAGAUUCAUUGGUAGGAGAGUGUAUGUGAACUUGUUACCUGCCACACCUAAUGUUGUCUGGGCCAAGCUAAUUCUCCACAAUAGAGCUAGACCUCGUGCAAUAUAUACUCUCUUGAUGAUCUGUCAUGGGAAGCUAGCCACAAAAGCCAGAUUGAAUCGGUUUGGUAUGGUGAAUAAUAACAAAUGUGUUUUUUGCUCUGCGGUGGAAACCAUUGACCACCUAUUUUUUGAGUGUACUAUUUUGAGGCAGGCUUGGGUUGAAACGCUUCUAUGGAUUGGUAUCCCUCACACUCCCGGAAAUUGGAAUGAGGAGAAAAACUGGAUUUUGAAUUGUUAUGGAGGUAAAGGUUGGAAAGCCGAUCUUGUUAGAUUAGCUUUGACUGAAACUCUACAUGAGCUGUGGAGCUUUAGAAAUGACACUUGUUUUAAUCAAAAAAAUGACAAUAGGAAUUGUACAGAUAGAAUCAUUAACAACAUAGUUUAUAGAGGGUGGUCGAGUCCUAAGCUCAGACCACAUAUAGCUCUUUUGAUGGUACCGUAA